AUGGCGGCCCGUGUCCUUUCCGCCUGUGUCCGCCACCUGCCCGCGGUCUAUGCACCGCUGUCCCUGCUUCCCACACUGGCCUUGUCCAGGCCACUCAGCAUCACUCUCCACACUGAGGGAACCUGGAGGAGACCCGGGACUCUGCAGCCCGCCUUGGCCGUCGCGCAGGUGCCUGGAAGGAUCACACACUUGUGCCGCCAGUACAGUGAUACACCGUCAUUGACGUUAGAGGAAAUCAAAGACCGAGUUCUGUAUGUCUUGAAACUCCAUGACAAAAUUGACCCAGAAAAGCUCUCAGUAAAUUCUCAUUUUAUGAAGGACCUGGGCGUAGACAGUGUGGACCAAGUGGAGAUUAUUACGGCCAUGGAAAAUGAAUUUGGGUUUGAAAUCCCUGAUACAGUUGCAGAGAAGUUAACGUGUCCACGAGAAAUUGUAGAUUACAUUGCAGAUAAGAAGGAUGUGUAUGAAUAA
Psammomys obesus (fat sand rat) is the source of this 471-nucleotide messenger RNA. RefSeq names its product acyl carrier protein, mitochondrial-like. Lineage: Eukaryota; Metazoa; Chordata; Mammalia; Rodentia; Muridae. Bases 1 to 471 code for a protein of 156 amino acids. Gene Ontology annotation, cellular component: mitochondrion. Gene Ontology annotation, biological process: fatty acid biosynthetic process. The transcript has a single exon. The record is from RefSeq and is a predicted model, not a curated record. Gene Ontology annotation, molecular function: acyl carrier activity; acyl binding.